AUGAACAAGAUGACGCCGUUCAAGAAUCUCCACAGCAGAGAGUACCGUGUUCAUCAGAAAGAGGUGCGGUCGGUGGCCUGGAACUUCACCGGGACCAAGCUCGCCUCAGGUUCCGAGGAUCUGACCGCUAGGGUUUGGCACAUUGAGCCUCAUGGAAAUAUGUCGCAGCGAAACUUUGUUGAUUUGAAGGGGCACAAGGAGAGUGUGGAGCAGCUGUGUUGGGAUCCGAAGCAUGCCGAUUUGGUUGCUACUGCCUCUGUGGACAAAACAGUUCGUCUGUGGGAUGAUCGGACCGGGAAGUGUGCGCGGCUAGUGAAACUUAGUGGCCCUAACAUUAACAUUGCGUAUAAACCUGAUGGCGAACACAUAGCUGUUGUUAAUACGAACAAUGAAUUGACUAUUUUGGAUGUUCGGGGAUUUAAGCCAAUUCACAAGAAGAAGUUCAAUUGCGAGGUUAAUGAAAUUGCUUGGAACAUAACAAGUGAUAUUUUGUUCGUGACAACUGGAAAGGGCAUUGUUCAAGUACUAUCAUACCCAUCUCUUCAACCACUUGACAAUCUCACGGCUCACACAGCUGGUUGCAAUUGCAUUGCAAUUGAUCCUUGUGGAAGAUAUGUUGCUGUUGGGAGUGCCGAUUCCUUGGUCAGCCUAUGGGAUAUCUCAGAGAUGCUCUGUGUGCGAACUUUUACAAACAUUGAAUCUGCUGUGAGGACAGUAAGCUUCAACCAGAGUGGAGAGUAUCUUGCUUCUGGUAGUAUAGACUGUUUCAUUGACAUAGCAAAUGUGCAAACUGGGCGUACAGUGCAUCAAAUUCCAUGUGGGCCUGCCGUGAACAGUGUUGACUGGAAUCCUACAAGCAAUCUACUUGCAUAUGCUGGGGAUGACAACAUCAAAGGUAUUGUUAGGGUCUUCGGCUUCACAAGCGCGGGCUAAUCAUCUCUGUUGCUUCUUUAGGUUCUUUUGGAUUGUAAUUGCAACCACCAUAACAUUUACUUAACUAAUUGCUCCACUGUUGUAAGCUUGCAAACUCAUCAGCUCAGUUCUUUGGGGUGCUUGACCAUUUGCUGCCUCUGACCACCGUUAGAUUCUUUUUCACACUCAUCUUUUGGCUUGUAUGGAGC
Messenger RNA from Fragaria vesca subsp. vesca, 1121 nucleotides. RefSeq names its product THO complex subunit 3-like. Gene Ontology annotation, molecular function: protein binding. Gene Ontology annotation, biological process: mRNA export from nucleus. Lineage: Eukaryota; Viridiplantae; Streptophyta; Magnoliopsida; Rosales; Rosaceae. The transcript is spliced from 11 exons. The coding region runs from base 1 to 933 and encodes 310 amino acids. Gene Ontology annotation, cellular component: THO complex part of transcription export complex. The record is from RefSeq and is a predicted model, not a curated record.